Molecule: messenger RNA, 1827 nt
Organism: Candidozyma duobushaemuli
Lineage: Eukaryota; Fungi; Ascomycota; Pichiomycetes; Serinales; Metschnikowiaceae
Gene: ALG11
Product: alpha-1,2-mannosyltransferase
Exons: 1
Coding region: 1-1827 (608 amino acids)
Biological process (GO): protein N-linked glycosylation
Cellular component (GO): endoplasmic reticulum membrane
Molecular function (GO): GDP-Man:Man(3)GlcNAc(2)-PP-Dol alpha-1,2-mannosyltransferase activity
Source: RefSeq, a predicted model, not a curated record
AUGUUGUUAAUUGUGGCUCUCGUUUUUGCGGUCUUCUUCCUCUUCCAGACCGCCAAGGGCGCCUUGCCGCACUUCUUUUUCGUGCCUCCAACCCAUUGGCAGGAUAAGAUCAAGAAGCAUCUCGACCACCCCAAGCCAGUCUACUUGAAGGUAGGAGCAAAACGUUCAAGUUUCAGGAAACGCUUGGUCGGGGCCAGCUUUGAUCCACAAUAUUAUUCGAAUUACAAGGAUAAUAAGAUCCUGUUCCUGCCCUCGGAUAUCAAAAACAAGGAUGAUUUCUUAGCUACCAUGAAGCAUAGACUGAGUGGUGAUCUGCGCAGAAGCAUCUUAUAUGGAUUCUUCCAUCCAUACGCUAACAAUGGUGGUGGUGGUGAAAAAGUCUUGUGGGAGGCUAUCUACGCUACCUUAUCGCAGAACAGUGAAAAUAUUGUCGUCGUUUACACCACGAAUGUGGAGGCUCUGCCCCAGGAGAUUUUGCAUAAAGCCCAGCUGAAGUUUGAUGUCAAGGACAUGGAUUCUAAGCGAAUUGUGUUUGUGUACUUGCGUAAAUUCAGCAAAUGGAUCGACUCAGACUCCUGGAAGCAUUUCACUAUGAUCGGCCAGCUAUUAGGCUCAAUUCUUCUAGCACUUGAAGCAAUCUUUGAAUUGACUCCUGAUGUUUGGAUAGAUACAAUGGGUUUGCCUGGUAGCUACUUCCCUAUCAGCAUUAUCCUCAAGAUACCGAUUGUGGCAUAUGUGCACUAUCCAAUCAUCCAACUGGACAUGUUCAAUAAGCUCAAGUUCAGAUCGCUCGCGGACUUGACAUCUCUUCGGCCAAGUCUUGGUGAUUUGAAAGCAUUGGGCAAGUUUUUCUACUGGACUGCUCUUUAUUACUUCUAUGUCUACCUUGGCUCGUGCGUCAAUGUCACCUUCACGAAUGGCUCCUGGACUUUCAACCAUAUGUCAAAAAUCUGGAGCCUCAAUCAGGGCUUGGGGAGAACCAUCGAAAAGCUUUAUCCUCCGUGCUCAACUGAGUCUCUCAUCAAUCUAGAGUUGACCACCACACCCAGAGAGGAGAAGUUGCUCUACAUUGCACAGUUUAGGCCUGAGAAGCGCCACUCUCUAGUCCUUGAGGAGUUCAGCAAGUUUUUGCAAGCAGCAAGGUCUGCUUCUCUUCCCAUCAAGGACAUUCCAAAAAUCGUUUUUUUGGGAUCUUGCAGAACGCCUGAAGAUUCCGGUACACUUGAGAAUCUUCAAGCUCUUACUGAGGAUCUCGAAUUAACCGAUUAUGUUGAAUUCAUUGUGGAUUGCUCUUACGAUGAAGUGAAGGAACAAUUGAAGAAAUGUAACUUCGGUCUCAAUGCCAUGUGGAACGAGCAUUUCGGAAUUGGCGUUGUUGAGUAUGUGAGCUCUGGCGCCAUUCCUAUUGUACACGCUUCCGCUGGGCCUCUCCUCGACAUUUGCUCUCAGAAGCUGGCUACAAGCCCACCUGCUUGGGUUCCUUCUACAACAUGGAGGAAUGACGUUGGCUUUUUCUUCAAGAGCACGGACGACCCAGACUUCAAUGGAGAGGAAGUUGAUGGAGAUCUUAUCUUCACCCAAUAUGCGAAUGAUGAAAAAACCGAAGCAAGAUUUCCCAGGUUGAAUGAAGUUCUCCAUAGAUUGUACAUUGAAAAAUCUAUCAGUCUGGAACAGUUAACUUCCAUGAGGACUACUGGUAGUGAGCUCAUGGAAGAGAAGUUUUCUAAUCGCAUUUUCCAUGAAAAAUGGCUGGAUAAGCUUCAUGAAGUCGUGGAGCUUGAAAAUCAGUACAGAGAAGAUCGGGGCAAGGUUCUUGCAGUAUAUUAG